GGACGAUGAUAAUCUGACGUUACUCAAAUGUUUUCAUACGUCAGCCACCACUCUGGAACAAAAGUAUCCCACUAUCCGCAGAAGUGAUGUGAUUAUUUUGGUUUCGCGUGCCUAUAUUUUUAUCGACCACGUUUAAUGUCAUUUGAGUGCCUUUUAUUUUAUUAGCGUUUGACAGUGCUUAAAACCCAUACAGAUCUGCUAUCCACGGGGAUUUGCUCAGUUUGUUGUUGAUUUUUUCUUGUUCUGCCUAUUCGAGUGGUAGAAUUCACACAUACAAGUAGUGUGCUUUGUUUACAUCCGCGGGCAUUUGUUUUUGUUGAGUCAUGUUGCAGUGGACAUAAAGUAGCAUGGUUGAAUAACCAAAACAUCCAUCUUGUUGUGGAAUUGUGGGUAUAUUUAUACAUUCAAGUGAAAUAUCAAAGUGAUUCCAAUUUAUUUCGAGGACUCCAUACAGUAUUGUAAUCAAACACGGAAAUGAGUGAUUUUGGUAAGGAUUUUUUCCUAGAUCCAGGAAUUGUUAUCAAGCAAGAACCAAUCAUCAUUGAUGGUACCAUGAACAUGUCGGCAAGUGUUCCUAUUCCAUCAAGGAGAGAUGGAAGUGAAUACAGGGACUUUGGGAUAGAGCUAGAAAAUUCACAGUCUCCUCUCUAUGUGGAUACAGGAAUACAAAUGCAGCAGAUUGACACCUAUGAUUCAACCAAUUGUUGGAGUGGCCUGAAUCGCCUAAUCAACACUGAUGAAAUGCUGAAAUCAGAGGCCUUCAUUCAUAUGGAUGAAGAUGACAUUUUCCAAGUUGACAAGGCUGACCUCAUUCAAGGCCCUACUCUGGCCGAAUUGAACGCCAAUGAUGAGAAUUUUCUUGAUUUGAGUUUUGACGAUCUACUUCUUCCUGAAGAACAAACUUAUAUCACUCUCGAGCAGAAGAUGUCUUCAAUGCCGGCUCAUGCAAACACUCAUCAUCUGAACAACAACUCCCUGUCUGGCUUGCAGCAGACUAUGUUGUACCAGAAAGAUUUGGAACUUCCUUCUAGCGUCCCGAACAGUGCUCUUGACUACUACAAGCUUAAGAGCCUCGCACCAGCGUUUUCUCCCGAAAGUCAACACAGCUCAAGCUCUUCUAUAGUUCAGUCGGCGUCCUCCCCGCUGAGUGCGUCCGGUGCGCCCCCUAAGCACAGCACGCUGCACGAACUGCUCGUCAAGAGGGAGCCAUACCACUCGCCCGAUCGGACGCUGCUUGGUCAGUCUUUCCCCGAGAGAAAUGCUGUGCAGGCGCAUCAUUUGGGCAAGAUCAUGCGCAGUCAGCAGUCCAGGCUUUCUUCUUCGGCGCCAAGCAACACCCACCUUGGUCUCGAACAAAUAUGGCAAAGGCGAGAGCCCAGGAAGCAUUUGCUGUCUACCAGCUCUCUGGCAGAAGCUGGAUCUACGUCUUCACUUUCUACAGGAGGCUUGCUCAGCCCUGAUCCGCCAGACUUUUCUCAUGACGAAGAUAGUGAUAUUGACAGUGUUAAUGAAGAGGACCUUACUUCAGACAAUGAUUCCGAUUACGACGAAAACGAUAAGCAAGGCAAGCAAUCGUCGAGUAAGAAAGAACGAUACUUUUGGCAGUACAACGUGCAGGCCAAAGGACCGAAAGGACAACGUUUAGUAAUGAAGACCAAGCUAGAAGAUCCACAUAGGCUCAACCAAGUUACUGAUCCUGUUUUCAGCACUGAAUGUUCUGUGAGGGGAAUCAAACACAGUGGUAAAGCAAGAAAAGGUGACGGAAAUGAUUUGACACCGAACGCUCGAAAGCUGCAAAGUAUCGGCAAAGAACUGGACAAACUGAGCAGGAUAAUUAACGAUAUGACACCAGUGAGCGAACUGCCAUUUAACGUUAGACCGACAUCUCGCAAAGAAAAGAACAAACUCGCUUCCAGAGCUUGUCGGUUGAAGAAAAAGGCGCAGCAUGAGGCGAAUAAAAUCAAACUCAGCGGCUUGGAGAAUGAACACAAGCGUCUUCUCAAUGGUAUUAUGCAGAUAAAACAAUUGCUUGUGAUGAAACUGAGCGAACAGUCUAGUGAGACGCAGGAGGAGCUCUCUAUGAAUAUUGAAAAAAUCUUGAAGCACAGCACCAGAGUGAAGAUAGCUGGUAAUUCAACAGAUUACGUCAAUAAAGUGCUGGAGAAAGUUAGGAAUGGAAUGAGUAGUGCUGCCGCCACAAUCCCGGACGAAUCGUAGGUUUUUGUUCACGUUUUGGGAACCAGAAUCUCAAAAUGCAUUUUAUUUCAGACCGUUUAAAUUUUUUACUCACACGCAUCGUCUUCUAUAGUAUUGUUAAUAGCUGUUUAUUAUGUAGUAACGGUGGUGAAUAUUUAUUUGACAUUUCCUACUUGUAAUUUUAGUCUGGGAAAUCUCAUGUCAUUUUUGAAAAGGAUUUUACCAAGGAACUCAUUUGUAUUUCGUUUCGCCAUUAUCGAGAUUAAAUUGAUAUUUUCGCAUUUAAACAGUUUAUUUGCAGAAAUUUCCUUCUUGGUUUCCAGAUUGUUGGUAUUAUUUAAUGGAGAUAUUAUAACUGAAUUUUGACUUUUGAAAUUAACAAUAAUAAUAGACGUCCUUAUUUAUCCACAAUUACGUAGCCAAAUGUCAGACUUACAUGGCUAAGUUUAGCAUGCUGCUACUCUUACACUUAACCAUAUAGUCGCUAGCAGAUGUUCAAAAGUAUACACUAUCCACAAACAGAUUUGGUUCAUUCAAAAAAAGAAAAAAGCAUACUUUCCAAACCCAAGUACACCAAAAAUUAUUACCUUGAAUUAAAUACGGAAUAAAAAAGAAAUGAACGAUUACGUAAAUUAUAUGUUUGGAGGGUUGAGUAAUAUUGUUUUAACUUUUUGUUGAAAGACAGUUAAUGAAAAUUCUUUAUAUACUUUAGGAAGGUCAUUAUAAAUAAUAGCAACGUCCAAAAAGUGUGGACGUAUGCUGGGGUAUUCUAAUAUUAUUUUCUCUGAGAGUUCUAUUCAUUAUUAAAUGAAAUGUUUUCCCUCAAGUAAGAUGGUUUAGACGUGAGUAGCAAUUUGUGAACAAAAACUGAAUAGUGGUACUUGACUAUGUCAUUAAUUUUUAACCAGUUUAGAACGGGAUAUUUUGCUGAUACAUGAUCAAAUUUACGUAAGCCAAAGAUGAAACGUAUACAAUUGUUUUGAAUAACUUGAAUAACGUUUUUAGUGAAAUUGUCUAAACAAGAAUUUUUGCCAUCAUCUUAUGAUUCACCAUGAUAAUUAUGACAUCUGAUUCUAACUAAUUAUCACGUCAAAAUUAUGACUCUAAGGCGAUAUCAAAAUUUAUUUCAAGUGUAGAAACUCAGAAUCAAGCGCCUGGAUUAAAGUUUUGCUUUUUAAAAAUGACGUGUUAUCUCCCGGAUUAUAUGCCUGUAUAUACCAGACAGCUCUUUGCCAUAUAUAUUUUUUAUCAAGCUUGCAAACGAGGGUUAGGUCUAAGAGACUAGGGGCUGUGAUGAGAUUACGUUUAAGUUUGUUAUAAACCUGAUUUUUAUGUUUUCGUAUAAUAUGAAGAGAAGUCCUCUCUUUAGUUUUUAUCUGUGUGUUCACGAAUCCUAGUUUUAAUUCUUUUACAUCUGUACUGUUAUUUGUUGUUUUUAAUACCGCUUCAUCCUUAGAAUCCGCAUACACUUUAAUUCUUGGUGAAUUCAGAAUUCGAAAUAUAUAUUUAGCUGUAACGUAUAUGCUUCUCUCCUCAUCUCUCUUACACACAUUAAACACGGGCCUAUCAUGUAUGUCCGUAGCUGGUAAGGCACUGAGUUACGUUUUCUCGCAUUCCGAAUUGAACAAGAAUUUGCGUGUGUUCAGCUCUUAUUGUAACUUGGCUUGAUUAUGGUCCAGCGAGUUUUUUAGUCAGCAUUUUUUUGCAACGGUGGUUUUUUCAAUAUUUUAUGGAUCACAUUUUAGGUUUUAGUCGUGUUUUAUAGAGAGUAACAGUUUUUUAAUGCAUAUAAAGUUCAUUAUCUGGAGUUCGGAAUCUGUGGUGUUGUACGUUUCGAAUUUGGAUAAUUAGGGUUAGAGCAGCUGCGAAGAUGAAUGUAAUUCAAAAAAUGAUGAGGGAUGUAAAACAUAGUUGUUGUCACGAGGUAUUAUAUAUCAGCAUAUUGCACAAAAACUAGUGAUUACUUUUCUCGCAUUUUUUAUGCACUAAGCUUAUCCUUUAGUUGGUUUAAAGCAAAUAAAUUUGCAAGAAAAGUACGUAUUAAAUAUUAAAACUAUUUUUUGAUUAGUGCUAUUCAGUGUCGAAAAUGAUAUGAUGAAAUAGGAAUCGUCGGUGAUUAUAGUUACGUAAGCAUAGCAAUCUAAAAGGUAAAAAUUGAAAAUUUUCACACAUAUUUUUGCAAUAAACAUAUUUUUUUAGAAGAAAAAGCGUUGAGCUUGAUUUUCUUUCUGAGAACUGUGAUGUAAUUUGGAGUAUUCCACAAGAUAUUCUCUAUAUUUUUUUAACAGAUGUGAAUAUUUUUCAAUACAUGUUACAAAUAUUUUUGGUAUAAUUAUGGUUUUGUGUCGUAGCCCUAUGCUGUUCAUUUGAUCUUUUGGAUUAUGUAGGUUUAGGAUUGUUUAUCCAUUACUCAUCUUGAGUCUAAAUGCAUACAAAAUUUCACGAAUAAAGGACCUAGUUUCGCUGGAGGGAGAUUUUAAAGUGGUAUAAUAAUGUGUCUUAAGACAAGAGAAUGGGUUGAGCCAGGAAAAAAACGUUUCGCGUCUAUUUUUUAUCAGUGAAAACUAGGCAUAAAAAUGAUUUUUUAUUUUUUCAUAUAGACAUUUUAUUGCUAAGGAAAUUCUAAAAAGUCCUGAAUGAACAAAAAUUUUAAAGUAAAUGUUGAAAUAAUUUUGCUCCAUUUUGAUGAAACUACAGUGCCUUGUUAUAGAAUAUGCACUUUCUGAGAACUGUUAGAUGCGAAGAACAUGGUAUUUAAGAAAUAAUAUUUUUUCAAAAAAAUCACCGUGUCACAAAAUUGCUUCACUUGGCCAGUCUUUUGGCAAACAAUUUUUUAGCUAGAUUCAAGUGUCUCAAAAUUUGUUUCCUACGUAUUGUAUACAAAGCGUACUAUAAAAGUUUCGCAAUACAGCUUUAUUCAUUGACAUCGUUCAAAGUGAUUUCCACCACAUUGAAUACACUUCUCCAUCCGCCAAAACCCGUCUGCCAAGUUUCACCCGGGAAUGUGCCCCAAGCCCUAAGGUCCUUAGAAAACCGUUUUUCUUUUAGCUUCAUUUCCAUAUGCGGAAACAGUGCAAGGUCGCAGGGAGCAAGAUCUGGACUGUAAGGAGGGUGUUCAAUAAGUUUCAGUCCAAUAGAGGUCAAAUGGCUCACUUUAUUGAAAGUAAAACAUUUUUGAAACAAUCCGGUGUAGUGCAAAGGCAUUAUAAGGUUUAUUAUUUUGCCUCAGAACUCUAAGAAUAAUGAUUUCUCUAGCUAUAAAUUUACUGAGGAGAUAGAUAGACUUUAUUACCUUAUGUACAAAUACCUUAAGAAUACAUUAAAAUUGUUAAUCCAUUUUCAGUCAUUUCGACUCCUUGAUCUUAGAGAAGAAAUGACUAUUUUUGAAGACCAUACACAAACCUACAGCAGUUGUUUUGCAUUUUUUUGAUCUACACAGACUCAUCGAGUCAAGACCAGGAUAAUAUAAAAUUAAAGUAUAGUUAGGGCUGGACGUUAUCAAUUCAUUAUCAUUAUUGAUGAAAAGUAGAUGACGGACUUUUUCCCCGGCACGACUUAAGUUCCUUCGGGAUAUAUCCAGGUGGAAAUCUUUACGAUUUUGGCUUGUGUAUCCCUCCAAAUUUCCCGGAUUAUAUGAGGGACAGCAUCCUGAAACUGUCAAAGUUAUCUUGUUAUAGGUAUUUUUUAUAACAAGGAAUUCUCACAAAUAAAUAUAUAUCUUUCAAAAUGGGACAUAAUCUGAGCAAAAUCAAUGUUUUUUUUUGUCUUGUUGCCCUCCAAAGAGGCAUUCAACGUUUUGUGAAAGUGUACUUUGUUUUACGCUUACAAUUACGAGUUGAUGACACUAAACAUUUUGUUAAAUAUAGUGGAACGCACGUCAACCUUUUCUUUAUUUCGUGAUAUCUUGUAUGCACUUUACAGUAUACUUAAAUUUUAGAUUUUUACGGCUGUUUUUCCAAUUGCUCAUUGUGGUUCGCAACCACAAAACACAUUUGUGAACUGUAAGCUUGCACUGCAUGUUUGCCAAUUAUAGAUUUUAGUGUGAAGUAGGUCUCGUAUUAUAAGUCUCGGUGUUUGAAGUAUUCGCGGUAAUGUUAGGUGAUUUUAAAAUUCGUAAAACGAAAGGUCAGCUGAAGUUGGCAGAAUUUCUGAGUGUCUUACACAUAGAUGAACAUUUGACAUCAUUUGUGAAAAUUAAAAUGUUUUUUGUAUGAACAUUUUUACUUUGAUGCCUUGUUUGGUGUAGAGCUCGGUCGGUUCUGAGAGUCGUUCCAUAUGAACGAUACCGCAGAAGAAACUGAAGGAAUCGGUUUCGGUGGAUUCGAUUCCGAUUCGAGUGAUUUCGUUUUCAAAAUCGGGUUCGACCUUUGCAUUACCAGUGCUUAAAGCCGGGUUGUACGAGUUGAGCGAACUGUUUGAAAAAAACGUCGAUAUAUAUAUAUAUAUAUAUGGCGAGUUUCUGCAACCUAAGGUCGCUUCUCGCAACCCAUACGCCAUCGUAUCCUAUCGUUCCAGUCUCCUUCAUGUAGUCCUCUACUUUCCAUUGCGGUAUGGAUGUUUGAAAUCCAUUUCCUUCGUGGUCUUCCUCGUUUAUUUCUUUGUGCUGGUGUCCAUUUCCAAACCCUUAAUGGUAUCCUUUCUUCGUUCAUUCGUUGCAGGUGUCCAUACCAUUUUAACUGCCUCUCUGUUAUAUCGUCCAUUAUUGUAUUUUCGACUUCCAUUCUUUCUCUGAUGGUCUCAUUUCUAACCUGGUCAAGUAAAGUUAAACCGGAACAUCUUCUCCAGUACAUCAUUUCGGUUGAGAGAAGCUUUUGUGACAUAUUUUUAUCUACAACCCACGCUUCUGACCCAUACGACAGUACUGGCUGAAUCAUAGCCUGAUAUAUAAUUUUUUUUGUUUUCUUUGUUAGGUUCUUACUCCACAAGAUCGGAUGUAGUGCUUUAAUCAUAUUUUUUCCUUUUCCUAUUUUCCUUAGUAUGUCUUUAUUAUCCUUUCCGCUUUCAUCUAUUGAAACUCCUAGGUACUGGUACUGUCCGACGUUUUCUAUUUUUCCGCUUUUUGUUUCGAUGUCUUGUCCUGUGCCUCCUAUAGUCAUGGAUUGUGUCUUUUGUAUAUUUAUCUCCAAACCCCAUUUAGUGAAUUCUUCUAUAAGUUUGUUUAUCAUGUAAGUCAUGUCUUGCUGGUCUUCUGCAAAGACUACCUGAUCAUCUGCAAAGAGGAUUGUAUACAAGUGAAAGUCCUCUAACCAUAUCCCCAUGGGGCUGCACUUUCUUAUCCACUGUUUUAAAGCGCUGCAGAGAUAAAUUUUAAACAGGGUUGGAGAGAGGCAGGAGCCCUGCUUAACACCUUUUGUUUGUGGGAAAGCCUCAGAAACUUGAUUUCCGACUUUAACGACCACUUGAUUUUCUCUAUACAUUGCUUUUACGGCGUUUAUGUAUUUGCUAUUUAUGCCUGCUUCUUUCAUUGCGAUCCAUAAUUUCUGCAAAGGGACGGAGUCGAAUGCCUUGCGGAGAUCUAUAAAAGUAGCGUGUAGCUCCAUUCCUCUUGCUAAUCUCUUUUCUGUCAGUUGUUUUAUUGUAAAUAUGUUGUCCACACAGGAUCGCCCAGGUCGAAACCCACUUUGUUCUUCAAUUUCCGUGGCUUCGUCUUCUAUUCGGGCUGUUAGGACUCUUUCGUACAGCUUUCCGAUGGACGAUGUAAUACUAAUACCCCGAUAAUUACUACAGUCACUCCUGUUUCCCUUUUUAUAAAUGGAAUUUAUGUAAGAGCUCCUCCAAUCUCUGGGAAUCGUUUCCCCUUCCAGGCACUUGUUAAAAAUUACACAAAGUAGCUCGUGCGUUCUUGUGGUGGCGUGUUUAAUUAACUCGAUAGGCAAAUCCCCCGGUCCCGGAGCUUUAUUAUUUUUCAUUUUUUGUAAUGCUGUUUUUAUUUCUUCUAAUUGAAUGGUAUCUACUCUGUUAACUCCCGUUUGAUCUAUAUCUAGUUGCGUGUCUAAAUACUCUCCACGUUGUUCUGCCAGUAGAUUAUUGUAGUAGUCUUUCCACUGUUCUAUUUUUAUGGGAUUUAUUUUUCUUCUUUCAUUCGUGUUUUAAGACCAUUUAUAGUUCGCCAAGCUUCUCUAGACCUAGAUCCUCCUACCAUUGAGCUAAUUUCAGCACAUUUGGUUUCCCAUGUUUUGUUUUUUAUUUUUUUAAUUUCUUUUUUUACUAUAUAUUUAAAACGAUUAUAGCUUUUUCGAUCUUCAUCGUCUUUUGUAGUUAACCAUUUAAGAUAUAAGUUUUUCUUUUCUUC
This is a messenger RNA of Acanthoscelides obtectus, 8488 nucleotides long. Lineage: Eukaryota; Metazoa; Arthropoda; Insecta; Coleoptera; Chrysomelidae. The record is from the annotation of a GenBank genome assembly.